Messenger RNA from Jaculus jaculus (lesser Egyptian jerboa), 3152 nucleotides. It is a transcript of the gene Kifc2, whose product is annotated as kinesin family member C2. The transcript has 18 exons. Gene Ontology annotation, molecular function: microtubule binding; microtubule motor activity; ATP binding. The coding region runs from base 71 to 2455 and encodes 794 amino acids. NCBI's taxonomy places the organism in Eukaryota, Metazoa, Chordata, Mammalia, Rodentia, Dipodidae. Gene Ontology annotation, biological process: microtubule-based movement. The record is from RefSeq and is a predicted model, not a curated record.
GGUGGGUGCGGAGUCGGGCGCGGGGACGCGGGGCGGCACGAAGCAGGGCUCUCUGCCGCCCCGCGCCCCCAUGUACGCCUUUUACUCGCUACUCAUCUACAUUUUCUACAGCCUCUUCCGCCGCGAUGGAGGGGCUGCGGCAGUCGCCGACCCUGGAGACCCCGCCAAGAAAGGCUGCCGCAAACCCAGCGGCCAUCGUCGCCCACACCACCAGCUCUCGUCAGAGCUGUGGUCGGAGCUUACUGGCCUAGCUGGAUGCUCGGAGUCCCAGGAUGGGUCAGGAGGAGGAGCAGAGGGCGGCACAGCCCAGGUAUCCCUGGAAGAGGCUCUCAUGCGACUUGCUGAAUUUCUUUCCAUCCAGUUGGGGACAGAAGAGAGCUGCGGGAAUCUUCCUGACCUGAGCAAGCCUGGUGAGGUGCCCCCACUAUUGACAGUGACAAGCCAGCUGUUGGCCCUUCUGGCAUGGAUAAGGAGCCCCAGGGGGAGGCAGGCCCUCCUCCAAAGGACUCAGCCAGUGGGUUCAGUGCAGCCUCCCACUCUAGAUGGUUCUCUGUCACAAGAAGAACACUCCUCUCAUCCUGCCCCCGGCCGGGAUGAGGCACCAAGGGAGGAGACCCAGGAACAGCAGGUCUCCCAAUUGGAGGAGGAUCAGAGAGCUUGGCAAAGGCUGGAACAGUUCAUCCUUGGGCAGCUGGAAGAGCUGAGGCAGCAGCUGGAGCAGCAGGAGGAAGAACUGAGUAGACUGCGCUUGGGAGUGGGGGUGACAGAUUCAGAAAAAAGAGUUCAGCAUCUCACACUGGAGAAUGAGGCCCUGAAACAGAGCCUGAGCCUCACUCGGGACCUCCUGCUGCACUGGGGUCCGAGCCUCCCUACUAGGACCCCACAGGAAGAGGCAGAGGUACUGUUGGAGCUCCAGGGCCAGCUUCAGGAGGCCCAGGACACUACAGAAGCCCUCCGAGUCCAGCUGGGGAUGCAGGAGGUACAGCUUCAGGGCCUUCGAGGGGCCCUCCAGCAACUCCAGCAGGAGACAGAGCAGAAUUGCAGACAGGAGCUGCAGCAGGUGCAUGGACAGCUGGCAGGACUUCGAGCUCGGAUGGCCAGCUUACGUCAGGGCUGUGGGGACCUGAGAGGACUGGUCAGCACCUUUACCCGAAGUUAUCAGGGUUCGCUGAGUGAGGCCCAGGGCCAGGUAUCCUGGGUCUUGGGGACAUUGUCAGCUGGAGGGGCUGGGACUCAGCUUCCUGAGGGGCAGCAGGUACCCCCAACUGAAUGCCCAGGGCGGCUGUUGGAACUCAAGGGGAAUAUCCGUGUGCUGUGUCGGCUGAGGCCAGCUAAAGGGACACCCUCCAGCUUGGUGAGCGUGGAGCCUGGACAGGGGGGAACCAUCACUACCUGCUAUCGAGGGCGCCAGCGUCGCUUCCGCCUGGACUGGGUCUUUCCCCCUGACGCCAGCCAGGAGGAGGUCUUCAGAGAACUGGAGCCAGCUGUGCUGUCCUGCCUCCGGGGCUACAGUGUCUGCAUCUUUACCUAUGGUCAGACAGGGACCGGGAAGACCUACAGCAUGGAGGGCCCGCCUGAGGACCCUGGUAUAGCUCCUAGGGCACUGCAGACACUGUUCCGGGAGAUGGGGACUGGAGGGCAGCACCGUGUGACUCUCAGCAUGCUGGAGAUCUACAAUGAGGCGGUCAGGGACCUUCUAGCCCCAGGGCCUCCUGAGCGCCUGGUUGUGAGGCAGGGUCCUGCAGGCCAGGGGGGGAUCCAGGUGGCUGGCCUCACCCAUUGGGAUGUGCCCAACCUGGAAACCCUACACCAGAUGCUGAGCUUGGGGAGGAGAAACCGAGCCACUGCUGCCACAGUAAUGAAUCAGCACAGUUCCCGCUCACAUGCCCUAGUUACGCUAACACUGCAUGUAACCUCUCCACCAUGCACCAGGGAUACUACAGGCACGCUGCACUUGGUUGACCUGGCCGGAUCUGAGCGGGUAUGGAAGGCAGGGGUGGCCAGCAUAUCACAGGGAGACCCAAAUGGCACUAGGCGUCUGCGGGAGGCCCAGGCUAUCAACCGCUCAUUGCUGGCAUUAGGAGGAGUGAUGGCCGCUCUCCGAGCCCGCCGGUCACACAUCCCUUUCCGAGACUCACAGCUCACGCGUUUGCUGCAGCCUGCACUUGGCCCAGGAACCACUGCAGUGCUGCUCCUACAGAUCUCCACACGGCCAGAGGAUCUAGGGGAGACUGUCUGCUCACUCAAGUUUGCUGAGAGAGUGGGUCAGGUGGAGCUGGGGCCGGCCCGGCGCCACAAGGCUUCGCGCUCUGGCACCCCUUCCUCUCUCAGUACAGACACCCAGCUCACUGGGACCUCCUGCACCCCAACACCGUCUCCCUGCAGCCCUCCAAGCCCCAGUCCUGACAGCUGUUCUGCCUUGGCUCUUGCACCUCCAGGAGAGCAGCCUCUCUGAGUCCUGGAUUGAGACCCUUCCCACAGGAUCUGAGGACCUCUGCUGGCAGAGGCAGCAGUAAAAUGUCCCUAUACCCCAUCUACCAGUACAACCUUCUUUAACUCCAGGGACCCCUGGCUCCACAGGCCCAGAAUCCCAGCACCGCAGGAAGUGCUAUGCUUGUUGAAAUGAUUGCCUCUCCCAACCCCCAUUGGACCACCAGCCCUCAGCUCUCUCCUUAUCACCAUUUGCCCUUAUCACAGCACUCAGCAGGGGAUCCCAGAGCCAAAGGAACCAGACCCUGGCCAAGUGGUUUCCCAAAAUCAGACUUGGCAUUAAAAUGAUGUAUAUUUCUUUACUGUUAUCUCCCCACUUCCAUCACCCCAGAACAAUGUUAGGGUCCAGUUUUUUAUUUCCUUUCCCCAAAAGGUGCUACAUCCUUCUCAUACAGUUGAGGGAGGACAGGACUUAAGGCUGGACCCACCUUUAAGGUUCUCCCUCCCCCAGCCUGGAGCCAGGGAGGGGUGGCUACAGAUUGUGAUGGAUGGAUGAGUAGAUACAUGGGUUAGGACCUGAGACUCCAUGCCUUGUCUGUUGGUGUGGAGGAGGCAAAGCCAUGACUGACUAGGGCCAUGGUUGUGCUCAGCUGAGCCACAACUCUUUCUGUAGUAACCCAAUAAAGGUGGAUUCUCAGCAAGGCUGUGCUUGGAACUUCAAA